CAGGACUUCAUCAAAUUGGACAAUCGGGGAAGCUGAGUAUAGGUCAGAGUAGUAUUCAAUGGAUGCUUUUCCAAUUGUAUAUGGAUCAGAGCACUGGAUUCCAUUCUUAUCAAGGAUUGAGGAGUGGCAGUAUUUUGUUCCAUCUGAAUUGUGGUUUAACAAUAGAGUUUGUACUUUUAGCAAGGAUUGCAUUACUGUAAAUCUUAAGGCCAAGACGAUUGAUGUGCAAUUGGGAAUAUUUAGGGAAACUUGCUUUGGUAAAUUGUUGGAUUUUGAAGACCUUAAAUUGCAGCCUCAACUUGUGCAUUUGUUUGCUUUUGCGAGAAAUUAGUCACAGUAUUCCCAAGGAGAUCUGGUUUGAUGUUUCUAGCUUUCGUUUGCGUUUUUCCAUUGCUGAAUUUGCUGUUGUGACUGGUUUGAAGUGUAGUGGUGAAUUUGAUACUUCUACUAUUCCUUCAUCAGAUAGUAAUUCACUUAUCAAAAAGUAUUUCAACAGUUGUUCUAAAGUUACUCGUGAAGAUAUUGAAACUUGUUUUCUUUGUCAAAAGGCUGAUUGUGAUGAAGAUGCAGUUAAAAUUGAUAUUCUUAUGUCCUUGGUUUGUUCUUCUUUACUUCAUCUGAGGAUAAGGUCAUAAGUGAAACUUAUUUGGCUGUUGUUGAUUGUGGUUUAUGGUAUUCCUAUCCUUGGGGGAAAGACCUUUUUGAUGUGAUAUUACAGAACUUGAAGGGCAGACUUGUUGAAGCAGAUGAUUCAGAAAGUGAUUAUUUCUUUUAUUGUAUUUGAGGAUUUCCUCUUGCUCUUCAGGUCUGGUUUUAUGAGUGAUGUGGUUGCUGCGAUUGUGUGUUUGCUUCUAGAUCUGUUUCUACUAUUCCCCGAAUGUUGUCUUGGCAUUCUUCCAUUGCACACACUUUCAAGAAGUUGAAUAUGGAACUUCUUUCUUUAUCCGCCUCUUAGGUUUUUUGUCUUACUUUUAUUUUCAUUAUUACUUUUGUGUUUUUAUUAUGAUUUUAUUCCAUUUAAUUUAUUUUUGUUUUAUGUUUUUCAUUUAUCAGUUGAAGCUGCACAAUGUUUAACUUACUGCCCUUAAGAGUGAAUCACCUGAUUUGCAUGAUAUAUUUGUUUUCAUCUCAUCCAUUGAGGCCCCAAAAUUUGUCAUCUGUUUCAAAUGCUGGGGAGGGAACUAGUUCUUCUUUUGAUGGUGUAUUUUCGAACUCUGUUCUACAGGAUUUUGAAAACCGACUUGACACCAAACUCCUUGCUUUCAAAGAGUUUAUUCAGGGCAAGUUUACUGAUUUAGAACACAAGUUGACUGUGUUAUUUCACUUUCCCAUGUUCAAUCUUCCAAACACACAAAUUCUGGUUUUUUCUCUCCUGAUAAAAAUCAACCUGUAGAAGAACCUGAUAGUGAUGAUGAUGUUGAUACCACCAAAGGUCUUUCUGAUAAUGAUAAUGACUUUGAUAUUCUUUUUGCUGGUGGAGAUGUAAAUGUUGAUCUUCAGUGUGGUCAGUUAGAUGAAUCACUGAUAUCUGCCGACCCUACUGGACAUGCCUUAGAUGAUACACAUGUUAUGUAUUGUUUCUUUUUUCAUUUUUCAUUUUGUGUUCAUUGUUUUAUUUUGUUUCAUUGUUGUUUCUCUGCUUUCUUUCUUUUUAUGAAAUUCUUUAUUUCCAUGCUUUUAAUCUCAUUAAUCCUUUUUGUUAUCAGAUUGCGGUUGAUGUUCCUGUCAUGACCCGUCAUUUGCAGGAGUUGGAGUCUGAUGAUUGCGAUAUUUUCCUUCAUUCAUAUCUGAUAUUGUGUUUUCAACAUUUACUUAUUGCAUGUCGGCCGAGAAUGAUACUGUUUUGAUGGCUUCUGUUGAAAAUCUGGGUUUUUUUUACUGUGACUGAGUUGCAUUAUGCGGAAUAUGCUACUUUGUUGGAUUAUUUUCCUUCCAUGUCCUUUUGCUGAUGAGGCAGUCUGUGUGCCACCGCCUUCUAUUCUUGGUGCUUUUAACAUUUGGAUUGAUGAAGGAGCUUAUAAACGUAAAAGAUCGAAGUUGAUGUAUCCUCCUAAAGUUGAUCAUCUCAUCCCUGGAUAUGAUUUUACUGUUGCUUUUGUGGGAUCGAAGACAUGUUUCCACUCUCUUUAUUAUUUGGGACAAUUGAUAUUAGAUUCUCAUUUAGAUGUGAUCUUUUAUUACUUCAGGAAGAAGGCUGAAGUUACUAAGACUUGCAAAAUCAGUUUCACAACAACUGAUACUCUUUUUAAUGUGAAUGUACUGAAAGCAUAUGCUGCAACCCAAGAUAAAACAUUUUCUUGGUCCAAGUUUGCAGGUCUUUGUGAUUAUAUUGUAGGGUUUCAAUUGCCCUGUUCAAAAGCUUGGGAAGAAGUUGACCAUGUUUUUAUGCCAAUUUACUUUAAGACGCAGAUGCAUUGGAUUCUAGCUAGAUUUUGUAUUAAUGAUUGGUGCAUAUAUGUUUAUAAUUCCAUGGUCAGUCCAAGGGAUAUAGGCAUAUAGCUCAUGCUACAGAUGUUGUGAAGCCAUAUACUAUGAUUCUACCUUUGUGUUUUAGACACAUGUACCACUUUUCUAAACGUGCAGUGGAUGUUAAUAAGAGCUUAGAUUAGAAAUUCAUGACUAACUCGCCUGUCCAAGAAUCAGCAUAAGAUUAUUUAUCUUAUUAUACUGAUUUUGUUUUAUGCAUUAUCCUUUCUAUUACUAAUACACUUAUUGAUUUUGAUUAUUUUUUUUAGUGACUGUGGAGCUUAUGUUGCUGCUUUUGCUGAAUCUUCAUUGAUGGCAUAGAGAUUCCUCCAUUUUUGGAUAUUGAGCUAUACACAUCGAGGCUUGCCUAUUUUCUGUAUCAGUAUGGAGUGUCUAAGGUGAAUGGUGAAGUGCAGAGAGUGAUGGUGAUCAAGGCAAACGUAAGCGGAAGCGCAAGAAGUUGAAGAUUUAGAUAUAUGUAGUAAUGACUAAUAUUUGUAUUGUAAACAUACUUUUGUUAAGUCGAUAUGUAUUUUUGCUUUUUGUGGAAAUGUAAUCCUAUAUCAAAUGCUUCAAUUCCUAUGAACAUCUGUUGUGUACUGUUGUCAUACAGUUCAUGUAUUCUAU
Messenger RNA from Cuscuta epithymum, 3093 nucleotides. The record is from the annotation of a GenBank genome assembly. Lineage: Eukaryota; Viridiplantae; Streptophyta; Magnoliopsida; Solanales; Convolvulaceae.